Centruroides sculpturatus (bark scorpion) is the source of this 354-nucleotide messenger RNA. Its product is annotated as threonylcarbamoyladenosine tRNA methylthiotransferase-like. Bases 29 to 343 code for a protein of 104 amino acids. Lineage: Eukaryota; Metazoa; Arthropoda; Arachnida; Scorpiones; Buthidae. Gene Ontology annotation, molecular function: tRNA (N(6)-L-threonylcarbamoyladenosine(37)-C(2))-methylthiotransferase activity; 4 iron, 4 sulfur cluster binding. The transcript is spliced from 2 exons. Gene Ontology annotation, cellular component: endoplasmic reticulum. Gene Ontology annotation, biological process: tRNA methylthiolation. The record is from RefSeq and is a predicted model, not a curated record.
ACUUUGCAUUAUGUAAAUUGUUAUUAAAAUGAUUCUUUUUAGUGUUUUAGAGAUUGUCAUGCCAGAAAUAGGCAGUACUGUAAUAGAUGAUAUAGAAGAUCUGGUGCAGAGUUCUGAAACAAUAAACAGGUCAAAGUCAUCCAAACUGGUUGUCCGUGGCAAGAAGACAAAUGGAUAUUGUAAGACAGAAGAUAAAAUUUUGGCCGAUAGCAUUAUACCUGGUACUCAAAAGAUUUAUGUUAAAACAUGGGGAUGUGCUCACAAUAAUUCUGACAGUGAAUACAUGGCAGGACUGUUAUCAAAUUACGGUUAUAAAAUAAUAGGUAAGAACAUUUUCAUUUAGAUGUAAUAAUU